Molecule: messenger RNA, 3054 nt
Organism: Ipomoea nil (Japanese morning glory)
Lineage: Eukaryota; Viridiplantae; Streptophyta; Magnoliopsida; Solanales; Convolvulaceae
Product: oxysterol-binding protein-related protein 1C-like
Exons: 10
Coding region: 288-2762 (824 amino acids)
Cellular component (GO): membrane; intracellular membrane-bounded organelle; cytosol
Molecular function (GO): sterol binding
Source: RefSeq, a predicted model, not a curated record
CGGUUCUACCCAAACGUUCCCCUAAAUAUCCGGGUCUUUCCUUCCCGUGCUCGUUUUCUCCUUUUCCUCCGCCACGUCACCAUACAUCGCUGGAAAUUUCUUUUCCAGUUUUGAUCUCCGGCACCAGUUUGUUGACGCCUCGCUUCAUCUAUAUCUGUUCGUAUAUUGUACUUUGAUUUCCCAAAGAAAGGAAUAUGAAAACGCGGAGUAUAAUUCCACGAGAAUGAGAAUAUUCUCGCCGGAGCAUAAAGUUUCCGUCGAAUAUUUGAUUUUUGUUAUGCUACGCUAUGCAUCCGUUCUGCUGCGUUUCCACCGUUAACAGUAACCACCGUGAUUCCUCGCUGUUGUCCAUGUCUCCGCCGCCCCUGCCGCCUCCGGCGUCGUCCGCUGCCUCCAGAUCCUCCGAUUCGUGGACAGUCUCCAGCAGUCAAAAUCACUAUCAUCACAACAAUUCCAGUUCUAAUACUCGGAAUUUGACCGAGUCGUCGUCGUCGGCUUCGGGGAAGGUGUUGUCCAUGUCGCGGCCGCCGUCGAUGAGGGAGGCGACGCAGCUGACGUUCGGCGGAGUGGAUAGCCAGCAACACCAGAGAGAGCAGCAAGUGAAGAUCAACGAGAUAGUCGGUAAUGGCAUUUCGGGAGUUCUGUACAAGUGGGUGAACUACGGCAAGGGAUGGAGGCCGAGGUGGUUUGUAUUGCAGGACGGAGUUUUGUCUUACUAUAAGAUCCACGGGCCUGAUAAGAUCGUCGUCAGUUUCGAAACCGAGAAAGGUUCGAAGGUCAUCGGCGAGGAGUCGCUGCGUAGAAUAUCCCGUCCCCAUAAGCAUAGCAAUUCUAAUACCUCACAGCCACGCCGAAAGCCUCUCGGCGAAGUUCAUCUCAAGGUUUCAUCAAUCCGUGAGAGCAGAUCAGAUGACAAAAGGUUUUCAAUUUUCACGGGAACAAAGAGGCUGCACUUGAGGGCUGAGACCAGAGAAGAUAGAAUUGCUUGGAUAGAAGCACUGCAAACUGUAAAGGAUAUGUUCCCCAGACUUUCCAACAGUGAGUUAAUGGCUCCUUUGGAUAACAUUUCUGUUUCAACAGAGAAGUUACGAAAGCGCCUGAUGGAAGAGCAGGUAAAUGAGGCUGCCAUCCAGGACAGUGAGCAGAUUAUGAGGGAUGAGUUUGCAUCUCUGCAGAAUCAAUUGUUUCUGCUAAAACAGAAGCAUUGGCUCCUCAUUGACACACUUCGCCAUUUAGAGACAGAAAAAGUUGAUUUGGAGAAUACAGUGGUUGAUGAGAGCCAAAGGCAAAUCAAUGGGGCUGGACCAUCUGUUAGAUUGAGGCAGGACAAAUACAGUGAAGCUAGUGUGAGCGACUCAGAAGAUGACAAUGAAAGGGUUGAUGCUGCAGAGGAAGACACAGAUGAAGAAGAGAACACCUUCUUUGAUACCAGGGAUUUUCUGUCAUCAAGUUCUUUUAAAAGCAAUGGUUCUGAUUGUCGGACAUCCUCAUUUUCUUCAGAAGAUGACGAUCUAUAUGCUUUUGCAUCAGAUGAGAGUGUUGACCCUAUUAUUAGGUCUGCUUCAACUAAGUUUCCUUAUAUCAAGCGUCGGAAGAAAUUGCCAGAUCCUGUUGAGAAAGAGAAAGGAGUGAGUCUAUGGUCAAUGAUUAAAGACAAUAUUGGGAAAGACUUGACAAAAGUUUGCCUGCCUGUCUACUUCAACGAACCUCUUUCUUCGCUGCAAAAGAGUUUUGAAGACUUGGAAUAUUCAUAUCUUUUGGAUCGUGCUUAUGAAUGGGGCAAAAGAGGUAACAGCCUCCUGAGGAUUCUGAACGUAGCAGCAUUUGCUGUAUCUGCAUAUGCCUCUACAGAAGGGAGAAUUUGCAAGCCAUUCAAUCCAUUAUUAGGGGAAACUUAUGAGGCUGACUAUCCAGAUAAAGGUGUCCGAUUUUUCUCAGAGAAGGUAAGCCAUCACCCUAUGAUUAUAGCAUGCCAUUGUGAGGGUACAGGGUGGAAGUUUUGGGGUGAUAGCAAUUUGAAAAGCAAAUUUUGGGGUCGCUCAAUCCAGCUGGAUCCUGUUGGUGUUUUAACUCUAGAAUUUGAUGAUGGAGAAGUUUUCCAGUGGAGCAAGGUAACAACAUCCAUAUAUAAUUUAAUUCUAGGAAAACUAUAUUGUGAUCACUAUGGGACGAUGCGUAUCCAAGGGAAUCGCAACUACUCAUGUAAAUUGAAAUUUAAGGAGCAGUCUAUUAUAGAUCGGAAUCCCCAUCAGGUACAGGGAAUUGUCCAAGAUAAGAGUGGGAAGACAGUAGCUACUUUAUUUGGGAAAUGGGAUGAGAGCAUGUUCUAUGUGAAUGGAGAUUGCACCAGAGGAAAUUCAUUUGACUCUCUUUCAGAAGCUCAUUUGCUUUGGAAAAGGAGCAAGCCUCCUAAAGACCCAACUAGAUAUAAUUUGACACGAUUUGCCAUUACUUUGAAUGAGCUCACCCCUGGUCUGAAGGAAAAGUUGCCACCAACAGAUUCUCGGCUAAGGCCUGACCAGAGGUGCUUGGAAAAUGGAGAGUAUGAAAAGGCAAACUCAGAAAAACUGCGACUGGAGCAGCGGCAACGGCAGGCUCGUAGAAUGCAAGAACGAGGUUGGAGGCCACAAUGGUUUACUAAGGAGAAAGGUAGUGAUGUGUAUCGGUACAUAGGUGGUUAUUGGGAAGCAAGGGAGCAAAGGAAGUGGGAUUCAUGUCCGGAUAUUUUUGGUCAAAUCCCAUCUGACCAGAUGCUGGACUGAGUAAGGUUGAACCUAUCCAUUUUUUGUUUUCUUAUUUUUCUUCACACCAUUUUUACUGAAUUUCCCUAUUAUCCUAUUUAUCGGGAGAAACAGUAUGGGUAAAUUACAGGGAUUAAAGUGUUAACAUAAUAAAGGGGCAUUCUUUCACUUUGUCUAUUAUUCUUUCACUUGUGCACAACAUUUAUGGCCCUCAAAUUAGUGGGCAAUACCAAAACUAUGGAACUUUGUUUAAGUGUGUUGCCAAAAUUUGUAUACCAGCAUAAUCACUGCAAUAUAGAAUUUUUCUCUUGUA